Molecule: messenger RNA, 2566 nt
Organism: Acaulospora morrowiae
Lineage: Eukaryota; Fungi; Glomeromycota; Glomeromycetes; Diversisporales; Acaulosporaceae
Source: the annotation of a GenBank genome assembly
AUGUCUCACCUAACCGAAUUUGUGCAAAGACCCGAUUUUGGUCGCUUGGGAAAAGGAAUAAGGGUUCGCUCCAACUUUUUUGAAGUUUUUUCCCUCCCGAAGGAUAAGAUCAUCCAAUACGACGUCACGAUCACCCCUAACGUUCCCCCGGCGUUGAAUAGAAAGAUCUACGCGGAAUUUGAGAAGGAAAACCUCGCCUCAACUCUUCACCAUACUCGAGUCGUCUUUGAUGGGCGCAAAAAUAUCUUCGCAUCUCGUCAACUACCCUUUGGAGAGGUGGCCACAUUUGAUGUUACGCUUCCUGAAAAUGACGGCUUCGUAUCUACAAGACGAACUCCUAGGGCUUUCAAAAUUAAGAUGAAGAAGACUAGUGUGAUCAUUAUGGAAGAGCUUCAUCGAUUUCUUGAAGGCCGAGGUCGAUUAACACCGAACUGCUUGACCGGUAUCAUGGCCAUCGAUGUGCUUAUCAGGCACCUUCCUUCGAUGAAAAGUGUCACCGUUGGUCGUUCGUUUUUCACAAGGGAUGAUACUACCGCUCUCGCAGGAGGCAUCGAAAUCUGGCAGGGAUACUAUCAAUCAGCGCGUCCAGCGAAAGGAAAAAUCAUGAUCAACGUCGAUUUGAGCGCAACGGCAUUCUACGAAGCGGGCCCACUAGUAACGCUGAUUACAAAGUUGCUAGGUCGACGCACACCUGACGACCUCCGACGAGGGAUAACCGAAAAGGAACGUAUUAAACUCGAAAAAUCAAUAAAGAACUUGAAGAUUAAAGUCAUACAUCGAGGGGAGGUCACCUCCAAACGCCGUUUCAAGAUCAAUAAGAUUACCGCAACCUCUGCAAAUCAAACGAUGUUUAAUGCCGGCGACGGUUCCACUACUAAUGUUGCAGACUACUUCGAGAAGACCUAUAGUCAACGUUUGGCCUAUCCCCACCUCCCAUGCGUCGUUGUCGCAAAAAAUGUUUGUCUUCCCUUGGAAGUUUGCGAAGUGAUCGAUGGACAACGUUAUAUUCGCAAACUCAAUGAAAGACAAACGGCCGAUAUGAUCAGGUUCACCUGUCAACCGCCUUAUUUGCGAGCCAAUAAAAUUCUGCAGGGUGUAGACACUCUUAAUUAUCGUGGUAACGAAUACCUGCAACAGUUUGGUGUGAAUGUCUCCAAUGAUAUGGUCGUGACCCCGGCACGUGUCCUCUCGGCACCUACUCUUCAGUAUCAUCCCACUUCUCGAGAACCUUCUAUCGUUCCGCACGAGGGAUCGUGGAACAUGAAAGGUAAGAAAGUUGCUCAGGGGGCUACCCUCGGUUCCUGGUCGAUUAUUGCUUUUGGGUCCGAUAGUGAAUUUCCCCAUCGAGCGAUUCAGGCGUUCACGCGUGAACUUGUUAUCACAUGUCAAGAAAAUGGAGUGAAUAUUCCCAACAGGACACCCCCGAUAAUGCAUUCUAACCCGCAGGGGGAUAUCGAGGCUACCCUCAAGCAAUCAUGGCUUCGUGCCGGUAAUGCAGCCAAAGCGCAACCUCAAUUGAUCUUAUGUAUCCUACCAAACACCGGCGUCCCUCUUUAUGCGGAGAUCAAACGAGUCACCGAUACCAUCAUUGGGGUACCCAGUCAAUGUAUUCAAGGUCGUCACAUGAUGCAAGCGAAGAAACAAUAUUGUGCGAAUGUCUGUCUUAAACUUAAUGUCAAACUUGGAGGGAUGAACCUUUACAUUACUCCCACACAAAUCCCCUUUAUUUCUGACCGCCCAACAAUUCUGUUGGGUGCUGACAUUUCUCAUCCCGCUGCCGGCGAUCCCUCCCGUCCGUCUGUUUCUGCUGUUUGCGCUUCGUUGGACGCAAGGGCAUCGCGAUACUCUGCGACAAUCCGGAUUCAAACAGGACGCACCGAAAUAAUCGCCGAUUUGGCCUCUAUGGUAAAAGAUCUCUUGAAAAACUUUUAUCAAACUUGUGGUAGAAAACCGGAACGGAUUCUGUUUUAUCGUGAUGGCGUCUCCGAGGGUCAAUUUACUCAAGUGAUGAACGGUGAAAUUAAUGCAGUAAGGAUGGCGUGCGCUUCGCUGAGCGAAACCUAUAAGCCAUCCAUCACCUUUGUGAUCGUCCAGAAACGUCAUCAUAUACGCUUUUUUCCUUUGGAUAAAAAAGAUGCGGAUAGGACCGGAAAUUGCCUCCCCGGGACUGUAGUUGAAUCAACGAUUACUCAUCCAUUUGAAUUUGAUUUUUAUAUUCAAAGCCACGCAGGCCUACAAGGUACUUCUCGGCCCACGCAUUACUACAUCUUAUACGAUGAAAAUCAAUUUUCUGCGGAUGGAAUUCAAGCGUUAUCUUAUAACCUGUGCUAUUUAUAUGCGCGUUGCACUCGUGCGGUAUCUUUGGUACCACCGGUUUAUUACGCGCAUAUCGUCUGUCGGCGCGCUAGAUUUCAUUCGCGUAGCGAACAUUGGAGCGACACCGAAUCUAGCGAAGAAGGCGCCGGACAAGCUUCCAGUUUUGCCAUAGUGAAGCCUGAGUUAGCGAGGGGUAAAGAAAAACCGGAUGUAGAAGACUUAAAUCCGACACAACAAUCAACGCCUUCUU